Messenger RNA from Mucor velutinosus, 888 nucleotides. It is a transcript of the gene RRP15, whose product is annotated as pre-60S ribosomal particles component. The record is from RefSeq and is a predicted model, not a curated record. The transcript has a single exon. Bases 1 to 888 code for a protein of 295 amino acids. NCBI's taxonomy places the organism in Eukaryota, Fungi, Mucoromycota, Mucoromycetes, Mucorales, Mucoraceae.
AUGAAAACCACAAUCAUUUCACCUCACCACGAGUCAUUUUCACCAGCUGCGGGCUGGCUAUCAAAGAUGGUAUCUCUGCCAUUUGGAAGAUCUCGCUGGAUCUCAAGAUUUUUUGUCUUGCUUGAUUCUGAAUUGAGAUUCUAUAAAGAUGAGCACUCUGAAUCAUCCUCUCAAGUCUUGAAUUUACGCCAGAUUGCCCAAGUCAUUCCAGCGUCCACUGUACAGCAUCCUUACUGCUUUCGACUUGAACCAAAACAGCAACAGCAAACAGCUCACGGAUUGAGGCCCUGGAUCAUUGAAUGCAAGUCUGAGGUCGAUAUGGAGAUGUGGGUGUCUGCCAUCAAAAACAGAAUCAACAAAUACUCGCCAGCCUCAUCUCCUUUGCUGCGACCAACAUCACAAACACACCGCGUAACAUCUGUUGCCAGCGUCAAUAGCAUCAUCAUGGCAUCACCUGAAGUGUACCGUAUGCCAGCACUCCCCCUGCGUUGUACAAACAUGAGUUGGGGAGAAGAUGAAUCAAGAAAGAGAUCCUUAUUAGCACGUAGAAACAAGAAGCUAGCUCCUAUAGUCACUCAAUCCACAUCUUCUUCAUCUUCAAUGACUUGCUCUCCUCAACCUCCACUGCCUUUACACAGUGGUUCAUUAUCCGCAAUGUCGUCUUCAAGCACGUUGCCAUCACCCACAGGUGCUGUAUUAGGCUGCUCUCUCCUCAUUUCUCCUGGCAUCAUUGACAGGUAUAGCAAUUAUUCCAACAAAGAAAACAACGGCAAGAAUCAAACUGUUCUCCGAGUGGACCAUCAAAAAAAAGACAAGCAAUGUGAUGCAAUGUCGCUUGAAAGCUCAUCACCCACUUACUUGAUGUACAAGAAGAGAUUUCAUCUUUAA